UGGCAGAAUAAGAACAGCGACAGCUCAACAGCUUUGGGAGAAACAGAAAAUAGAAAGUAAAAAAAAAAUAUUUGUGACCUGUCUGACGUCACAUCCUUCGUGCGCUGUUUUGCUCGCAUUUCGGAGCCAGUUGGAGAAACGGAGCGGCAGCCGGGAGCGCAGCAGACGGUUGGAAGAUGGGGAAAAUCUACCAGGUUGUGGUUCAUGGACUGAGAGGGCAGAAGCUGAUGCUCGACCUCUGCAACACCGAGGAGCAGAUGAAGACGAUGACGGUGGGACAGCUGAAGGAGAGGAUCGCUGAGAAGCUCCCUGAGACCGCAGGAGAGGAAAACCUGCGGCUGAUCUUCACAGACAAGAUGUUGGAAGGAGACAAGUCUCUGCUGUCUGAUUAUGGAAUCCAGCACAUGUCCGUCAUCCAUCUGGUGAUCAGGGUGCCUGGAGGAGGGAGUCCAUAACUGGGACCAUCUGGACCUUCUUCUUUACCUGCUGCUGCUGAUGACUGCGAGGGAUCCUGUUAACUCUUGACUCUUGUUUACAAAUAAGAAAGCUUUAAUGAUUAAUAAAAAAAACAUAGAUAAUGUUUCAUAUGUGUGUUAAAAUGUAACAAAUAAUGUUUCAUAUGUGUGAUAAAAUGUAAUAACCCUCUUUUAUUCAGCUGUUUUCAACCAAAGUUUCUGUUGUUACAUAAAAUAAAGCUAUUUGAGGAAAUAAAAA
This is a messenger RNA of Fundulus heteroclitus (mummichog), 714 nucleotides long. Its product is annotated as polyubiquitin. Gene Ontology annotation, molecular function: protein binding. The transcript is spliced from 2 exons. The record is from RefSeq and is a predicted model, not a curated record. Bases 177 to 455 code for a protein of 92 amino acids. Lineage: Eukaryota; Metazoa; Chordata; Actinopteri; Cyprinodontiformes; Fundulidae.